Molecule: messenger RNA, 522 nt
Organism: Aspergillus tubingensis
Lineage: Eukaryota; Fungi; Ascomycota; Eurotiomycetes; Eurotiales; Aspergillaceae
Product: UPF0220 family protein
Exons: 4
Coding region: 1-522 (173 amino acids)
Biological process (GO): protein targeting to vacuole; late endosome to vacuole transport via multivesicular body sorting pathway
Cellular component (GO): Vps55/Vps68 complex; fungal-type vacuole membrane
Source: RefSeq, a predicted model, not a curated record
AUGGACGUCUCAAACAACCGUCUUUUCCGCUGGUCUAAGCCAGAAUGGCUUAACAACUCCGCCGUGCGCAACGCAGGCGUCUACACCUCCGGCGCACUGUUCUCCCUGGGUUUCUUCUUCCUCAUCGACGCCGCCGCUUUCUCGCACAGCGCCCGCAACGGCUCCUUCGUGCACGUCAAGUUCGUCGACUGGAUUCCCGGUAUCUGCUCCGCGCUCGGAAUGCUCGUUAUCAAUUCGAUUGAGAAGUCGCGUCUUCAUGCCGAUAGCUUCAGUUAUAGUGGGAGUGGGGUCGCGUGGAAGGCGAGGUUUGUGCUGUUCUUGGGAUUUGCGUUGCUCGCGGGUGGAUUGGCUGGGAGUGUGACGGUCAUGGUACUCAAGUACCUGAUCCAGGGAUAUCCCCUUCCGACACUUUACUUUGGUAUUGCGAACGUUAUUGCGAAUGGACUGGUUAUGCUGAGCACCAUCGUCCUAUGGAUCUCCCAGAAUAUAGAAGACGAUUACACCUACAACCUUGCUCUGUGA